CUUCUUCUUCAUUCUCUCUCUCUCUCUCUCUCGCGGAGAGAGAUCUUUCCUUGCAAGUUCACUUGUGCGUGUCCCUUGGAAAUUGAAAACCGUAGCUAGCUCUCAUUCUUUUUAACUCUCUCUAUCCCCCGUGUUCCCUCUUGUCUUUCUUCCUUCUGUCUCGCCUCCUCUGAUUUCGAAAGUUUCGAUUUUUUUGUUUGUUUGUCGAAAACCUCUUCUUCUCUUCUAAUCGUCGAUCAUGGAGAGAUCCGAUUCCAGGGAUUUAUACAACUUUGCUCGCGCUUCCUCAGCAGAUCAGAAGAGUUCGGUCUUUGACGCAUCUCAGUAUGAUUUCUUUGGGAAAAAUCUUGACGAAAUGUCAUUGGGAGGUUUAGACGAUGAUGAAGCGAUCGCUCCUGUUCUCGGACUUGCUGAUGCUGAUGCUUAUGCUGAUGAUGAGUAUCACUUGUUUGAUAAAGCAGAGGCUCCAGGUUUAGGAUCAUUAUCCGACAUGGAUGAUCUUGCCACUACUUUUGCAAAGCUAAACAGAGUUGUUACCGGACCUAAACACCCUGGUGUUAUUGGUGACAGAGGUUCAGGAUCCUUUUCAAGAGAGAGUUCUUCUGCUACGGAUUGGACAUACGAUCCAGAGCUCACAAGCUGGUUGGACGAACGAGAUCAAGAGGCUAAUAGAUGGUCCGCACAGCCACAAUCAUCUGCUCAACCAAUUUACAGGACAUCCUCCUAUCCUCAGCAGCCACCGCAGCUCCAGCACCACAAUAGCGAACCAAUAAUUUUACCAGAAUCAGCUUUCACUUCCUUUCCUCCGCCUGCUAGCAGAUCUCAGCACACUUCACUUGGAAAUCUCCAUCGUGCUCCUUCUCUUCCUGGUGGUUCUCAGUUCAAUUUUACCCCGCUGUCAAGUUCUAAUUCUCAUCUUUCAGGAUUGCCGCAGUGGCCUCAGUACAGUGGUAAUUUGACUAGACAUGCCUCGUGUGGCCCCACGCUUGGUAACAUGGCGCAACCUCAUUGGUUCACUGAUCCUGGUCUUCUGCAACAACAGCACCAACAGUUGCCUCCUCGGAAUGAUCUUUUGGCACAGCACAUGAUGGCCCUCCAGCAGAGACAAUCGUAUGCUCAACUUGCUGCGAUACAGUCCCAACUGUAUAGUUCCUAUCCUUCACCAUCAUCACGUAAAGUCCCUUUCGGUGUUGGUGACGUUAGGGAACAACACAAACACAAGUCAUCAUCUCACAGAAGUCGAAAGAACAAAGGCAUCUCCCAACAGGCAUCAUCAGACGCAGCUAGUCAGAAGAGUGAAAGUGGAUUGCAGUUUAGAUCAAAAUACAUGACUUCUGAAGAAAUAGAGAGUAUACUCAAGAUGAAGCACUCUAAUUCGCACAGCAAUGAUCCUUACGUCAAUGACUAUUACCACCAAGCUCGCCUUGCCAAGAAGUCUAGAGCAACAAUCUCACACUUCUACCCUUCUCAGCUGAAGGAUCACCAGCCUCGGUCUCGUAAUAGUUCUGAACAGCAUCAACAAGUUCAUGUAGAUGCUCUUGGAAAGAUUACACUUCCUUAUAUCCGCAGGCCACGUGCGUUGCUCGAGGUGGACUCUUCCCCUGGCUCUAAUGAUAAAGGCUCAGGGAAACAUUUGGAGCAGGAACCUCUUGUGGCAGCUAGGGUUACAAUUGAAGAUGCACUUGGAGUUCUUAUUGACAUAGUUGACAUUGACAGGCAUCUCCAGUCCACAAGGCCUCAGGACGGAGGUGCUCUUGUCAAGAGAAAGCGGCAGAUUCUCCUAGAAGGAUUAGCCACAGCACUCCAACUUGCUGAUCCGUUUAGCAAAACCAAUCAGACUGCUAAGGAUGAUGUUGUCUUUCUCCGUAUAGCGACUCUUCCGAAGGGCCGUAAAAUGCUUACAAAGUACAUACAGCUUCUGGUUCCAGGCACUGAGAUUGCUCGAGUUGUCUGCAUGGCUAUAUUCCGCCACUUGAGAUUUUUAUUUGGCGGCUUGCCUUCAGAUGGUUUAGCAGCAGAGACGGUUGUGAGUCUUGCCAAAGCAGUCACGGUCUGCGUCCAAGCCAUGGACCUACGAGCGCUGAGCGCUUGCCUUGCAGCUGUAGUGUGUUCCUCAGAGCAGCCGCCUCUGCGUCCUAUUGGAAGCUCUGCUGGAGAUGGUGCUUCAAUUGUCUUGAUAUCUCUUCUCGAGAGAGCAGCUGAAGUUGUGGUGGUGGUUCCUCCUCGAGUCAAUCAUGAUGGUCUAUGGAGAGCGUCAUUUGAUGAGUUCUUCAACCUUCUUACCAAAUACUGCAGGAGCAAGUAUGAGACGAUCCGCAGCCAGAACCAAGGGAGCGCAGCUGAUGUUUUGGAGGUGGCGAUAAAGAGGGAAAUGCCUGCUGAGCUUUUACGAGCGAGCAUCCGUCACACCAGUGACGACCAGAGGAACUAUUUGUUGAACUUUGGCCGUAAACCGUCGGCUAUUAUUAGUGAGUCGGCGUCGCAUGCAACGGGUGGGCAGAUCAACUCUGAAUCUGUGAGGGGUUUAUCAAAAGGAGAGAGAGAAGUGAUAACUAAUGGGGCUUAGAAGAUUUCCAGUUUUGGAUCAAACAAACAGUCAAGGGGUGUGUAUGUGUGGACUCAGGAGCCAAACUUGUAAGUAACCUGGUGGUGUAGGAAUCUUUUCACAAGGGUUUCUUUUACUUUGAACUCUUUUCUUAUUAUAAUGGUGGACAAAUGCAAACACUGCGUGGUUGUGUAUUAAUGAUGAUGAGAAAGAAUGUGAAAGAUGGUGUAGGUUAUGGGAAGACGAUAUGUCUUCUCCUAGGGGAGCCAUAUUUUGAUGCUCUUUUUGUUGAAAACUGCAACAUUGUUAGGGAACAAAAUAGGGGUGUUUGUGUACAGAACGAUGAUGAGCAGGUUUAAGUUCUGGAAGCAGCUGGGAAAGGGAGUUAGAAGUUUGUUAUCUGACAUUGUUUCUUUAGUCGUGUAAUAAUAAUCACAACACACAAAAACCCUCCUUUGAAAACUA
Messenger RNA from Brassica oleracea var. oleracea, 3010 nucleotides. RefSeq lists its product as uncharacterized. Gene Ontology annotation, biological process: deadenylation-dependent decapping of nuclear-transcribed mRNA; P-body assembly. Gene Ontology annotation, cellular component: P-body. NCBI's taxonomy places the organism in Eukaryota, Viridiplantae, Streptophyta, Magnoliopsida, Brassicales, Brassicaceae. The coding region runs from base 239 to 2566 and encodes 775 amino acids. The record is from RefSeq and is a predicted model, not a curated record. Gene Ontology annotation, molecular function: RNA binding. The transcript is spliced from 5 exons.